GUUGAAAAGAUUUUGUCUCAGCACCAAGUUUUUCCAUGCAUUUGUAUCCACUUCUGCAUUUAUAAAGUAGUUGCAAAAUAUUAUUGUCUUUAAGUUUAUCCGCAGUAUAUGUAUAUUGAGUUCUCAUUUAUUAGGCAUAAAUUCACAAUAAUCUAUUCCUAAUUAAUAUUUUCAGGAUGUAAACUAAUGCAGCCUACACUAUACACAACUUAGAAUAGAGAAUAAGAUGUAAACUGAAUAAAGUUAAACAACUUGCAGUAGUGGAGUACAAAAUCAUUUUAUGUGAAUUUUAGCUUUGUGAAGCAGCAAGCAUUUAGAAUUUAAAGAGCAACACGUAACUUGGUAUUAUCAGUGUAUUGUAGAGUUAUAGAAGGGAAGGAAAUGUAUAUUAUCUGCAGUGUUGGGAAAUGCUAUUUUGAAACCUGUUGAAGCUGAACGCAACUCUUCAUUGGAAAUGGUUACAGCAACACUACGCACACUCAUAAAAAGCAGCUUAAAACAUUAAAGAUGCUUUAAGGAACAGCUACUUAUAGUUCAAUAAAGUAUAGCAGUGUAAAGUAGUAUAAAUAAACACACUCUAUUUUCUGCAAUAAUGUACGAGCACACAAUACAAACGAAUAAAUGAAAAAUAUGUGGCUCUUUAAAGUCAUGAUGGUGAAAAAUUGACUUUAAAUGGUAAACAACUAUACAACUAGACACAUAUAACUAAACAUAUAGCAAUGCAUACAUAUCAAACGGGUACACUAGAAGAGAAUAAAUAAAUAAAUAAAUAUCCUUAUGGCCAGUACUGGCACGCAACCAUGUCGUGACGUAAACCCUUUUUACUCAGGCGCGUCUGUGGGCCGUCCCGGGUCCUGAGGCGGGAUGUGAUAGGUCUGGUCUCAUUGCGGUGCAGUCUCCUUCAGCUCGCCCUCCAACCGGUGACGCCUGCCUCGGCCGUGCGGUGUGAGGAACAUCUCCAAUAAAGUCACUUUAGUUUACUGCUAGCCCCUUUCUGCACCGAUACAAUGGCUGUGCCUCCCUGCUAUGCUGACCUGGGCAAGUCUGCCAAGGACAUCUUCAACAAAGGCUAUGGAUUUGGCUUGGUGAAGCUCGACGUCAAGACAAAGUCAGCCAGUGGAGUGGAAUUCAAAACAACUGGUUCCUCCAACACUGACACCAGCAAAGUUGCUGGCAGUCUGGAAACUAAAUACAAGAGGUCAGAAUACGGCCUGACCUUCACUGAGAAGUGGAACACUGACAACACUUUGGGAACAGAAAUCACUGUUGAAGAUCAGAUUGCCAAGGGGCUGAAGUUGACUUUUGACACAACCUUCUCUCCAAACACUGGCAAGAAGAGUGGCAAAGUCAAGACCGCCUACAAGCGUGAGUUCGUUAACAUGGGCUGUGAUGUGGACUUUGACUUCGCUGGCCCCACCAUCCACGGAGCUGCUGUCGUUGGAUACGAGGGGUGGCUCGCCGGUUACCAGAUGAGCUUUGACACCGCCAAAUCCAAGAUGACCCAGAACAACUUUGCUAUUGGCUACAAGACUGGAGACUUCCAGUUGCACACCAACGUCAAUGACGGAGCUGAGUUUGGAGGCUCCAUCUACCAGAAGGUGAGCGACAAGCUGGAGACGGCAGUCAACCUGGCCUGGACCGCUGGCAGCAACAGCACACGCUUCGGUAUUGCAGCCAAAUACCAGCUGGACAAGGAUGCCUCCGUCAGUGCUAAAGUGAACAACAAUAGCCUUGUUGGUGUUGGGUACACCCAGACACUUAGACCAGGUGUGAAACUCACCCUGUCUGGCCUGGUCGAUGGCAAGAACAUCAACGCAGGAGGCCACAAGCUGGGUCUGGGCUUGGAACUGGAAGCCUAAGCUUUCUUCAUACUGCAAGGAACUAGGGGAUAUCAGAUGAAUCUGGCCUUAAUGUAUGUCCAACUCAAACCAGCAGUGGGAUAUCUUUUGGAGAGAUUGGUUCAAAGGCUACGACAACAAACUUGUGGAGCACCACUUCAAGCUGGUGCUUCUGUCAUUGGUAUAUUUUACCUCUGUUGCUUUUUACUUUGUAGUUCUCUAUUCAAGAGACAGUUGGUGGCAUAUUAUUUAUAAAUUGUCAUUUGUCCUGUCCAUUACUGCCAUAAUAAUGAAAUCCAAUACAAUCCCUUUACCUGUCAUCAUGUCUGUGUGGCUUUAUUGUGAUAAUCCCAGACACUCCGUUUUUUGUGAGAACAUCAGUUUACGGUUUUGUGUGGUGAGCGUUUUCAUACCUUCUCUCUGAUUUUACAAUCAUAACCAUCUGAUAUUCCUUUGUCAUCUACAGUUCUCAUUUGCAAACCAUGUUAAUUACACUAGGCUUUUUCUGCUAUUAUUUAAAAAUAUGCUGCACCCUUCCUGUUCAUGCACACAAGGACAAACUAAAGUUCUGUCGUGUUUUGUUUCGUGUCGGCCAUCAAGGUUUGCGAUGUUCUGUUAAAGCUCCCCUUAAACUGGGCAGUUUCUGGGUUGCUUAAAAGUGGGGUCUAAGUUUCAGAAACCUGUACACUUGGCCGACCAAGCAGAAUUUUGUUUUUGUUUAUUCUGUACUAACAGGUACUGGGGGGGGGCAAGUAAUCAAUGUUCACAGUAAUGCCAAACUAUCGGUGUCCGGAAGAGGCGUAACAUUAAGUUGCACCUGUGCACUCUUGGAAAGUUCUUCCCUGUACUGGGCAGAGACGGCGCCCACAUGAUGUCUUGGAGGUCCUUAUGUGUAUGUAUGAAUUUUCAAUAAAGUCUUUGAACUCCA
Messenger RNA from Morone saxatilis (striped sea-bass), 2766 nucleotides. It is a transcript of the gene vdac2, whose product is annotated as voltage-dependent anion channel 2. Gene Ontology annotation, cellular component: mitochondrial outer membrane. Gene Ontology annotation, biological process: monoatomic anion transmembrane transport. Gene Ontology annotation, molecular function: voltage-gated monoatomic anion channel activity. Lineage: Eukaryota; Metazoa; Chordata; Actinopteri; Moronidae. The record is from RefSeq and is a predicted model, not a curated record.